UUUCGCCCCCAAGUGAGCACGUCAUGGUGUGGAGUCCGCACAGGCCGUGGUGGGAGCGAUACCAACCGGUCAGCUACAAACUGAUCAGUCGCAGUGGAAGCGAGCAAGAGUUUGCCGACAUGGUGGAACGGUGCAAUAAAGUCGGUGUCAGGAUUUUCGUGGAUGCGGUGAUCAACCAUAUGACUGGAGACAGCGGCAUCGGGGUCGGCAUAGCUGACAGCACCUUUAACACGUACGAGCAGUCUUAUCCUGCCGUCCCGUACAGCAUCCACGACUUUAACUCGAAGGAAAAGUGUGGAACGCAGAGCGGUAACAUCGAAAACUACAACAACGUGAAUGAGGUGCGAAACUGUCGCCUUGUCAGCUUGCUCGAUCUCGAUCAGAGCAAAUCCUGGGUGAAGGACCGUAUAAGGGACUACCUCAACCAUCUCAUCCGUUUGGGUGUAGCAGGGUUUCGAGUUGACGCGUCCAAACACAUGUGGCCCGACGAGCUGAAGGCAAUCGUUGAGAGCCUCAACGACCUACCCGAAACGCAUUUCGGCGCGGGCCAACGCGCCUUCGUCUUCACGGAAGUCAUCGACAUGGGCGGAGAACCGAUCACGAAGUACGAGUACACGGGCAUCGGACGCGUCACCGAGUUUCUCUACGGCAUGAAACUGGGCGAGGUCUUCCGACGAUGGAACAACCAGAAGCUGGAAUACCUGCAGUUCUUCGGCGAGUCGUGGGGCAUGCUGCCGUCCGGGUACGCGUGGACGUUCGUCGACAAUCACGAUAACCAGCGGAAGCACGGCGGCGGCGGUGACAUGGUACUCACAUUCUGGGAGCCACGCGUCUACAAGAUGGCGAACGCGUUCAUGCUCGCCUGGCCGUACGGCUACACGAAGGUUAUGAGCAGCUACUACUGGUACCCGCGCGAGGACACCGACGUCGGACCGCCGGCAGACUCCUACGGCAACACCAACACCGUGCCGAUCAACGACGACGGCUCGUGCGGCGGAAACUGGGCGUGCGAGCACAGGUGGCGCCAAAUUCGAAACAUGGUCGCCUUCCGCAACCUAGUGCACGGCACCGCCGUCGAGAACUGGUGGGGCAGGGGUGACCAGAUUGCGUUCUCGCGCGGCCGCAAAGGGUUCCUAGCGAUCAACAACGACUAUUCGCAGACGAUGUCGGGAGAGUUCUACACUGGUCUACCUGAGGGCUUCUACUGCGACUGCAUCUCCGGCGACAUGCUGGGAAGCGGCGACAAUGCGUACUGCACGGGUCAAACGUUGAGCGUCAACAGCAUGGGUCGCACCCACAUCAACAUCAGGAGCGAUAGCGAGAACCCGAUGAUUGCGAUCCACGUCGACUACAAACUCGGCAGCAAACGUGGGAACAUUCCCACGCGGAGGAAUGGUGGGAAAUAGACUGCUCUCGCACUAAUCAAGGCUGGUUCGAACUGAAGGGUGUGAUAAGCUCUUCAGGGCACGUUCAAUGGGAAUCGGAUGUUCACCAGUCCAGCUGUAGGGGCAGUGCUGGUGCUAACCAUCCGUUUAAGUCCAACAAUCACUUUGCCUUGUGUGGAAAGAUGAACGUGUUUAGAUUUGGAGAUAUCUCGUGUGAGAUUAAUAACCUUAGAAGCGCGUGAUCUUUAAAAAGAGAAAUGUUACAAUAUUGAAAUUGUGUUUUUUACCUAACGCAUGAAGAUUUUAAUUAAUUCCCCAUACACUACCAAUAUACAAUAUAAAGUUGUUGCAGUAAUAUAAUGACGUACAUUUGCUUUAA
Priapulus caudatus is the source of this 1764-nucleotide messenger RNA. RefSeq names its product alpha-amylase 1-like. Lineage: Eukaryota; Metazoa; Priapulida; Priapulimorpha; Priapulimorphida; Priapulidae. Gene Ontology annotation, biological process: carbohydrate metabolic process. The record is from RefSeq and is a predicted model, not a curated record. Bases 24 to 1406 code for a protein of 460 amino acids. Gene Ontology annotation, molecular function: cation binding; alpha-amylase activity. The transcript has 2 exons.